Nothobranchius furzeri (turquoise killifish) is the source of this 4947-nucleotide messenger RNA. RefSeq names its product dynamin 2a (gene dnm2a). Gene Ontology annotation, molecular function: GTP binding; GTPase activity; microtubule binding. The record is from RefSeq and is a predicted model, not a curated record. Gene Ontology annotation, biological process: synaptic vesicle endocytosis. NCBI's taxonomy places the organism in Eukaryota, Metazoa, Chordata, Actinopteri, Cyprinodontiformes, Nothobranchiidae. Gene Ontology annotation, cellular component: microtubule; synapse; cytoplasm.
CUACAAUUACCGGUUUCGAUCGGAUGUCGUCUCACCGGACCGGAUGGCGUUUGUGUUGAGGAAGUUUUGUUUUGCGAGUUUUUCGUUCGUUUCGACUCGCUGGGGUUUUAGUUAACUUAGGAAUACGACACUAUGUUGCUCUGAACUGGCAGUGAUUUAUAGGAGCUCAGGAUUUCAAAGUCGAAUUAAAUAUUUGAGCUGCUUGAAUCGGCUGAACUCAACACUUACGAGCAACCAGAGAGCACAUCGCUGCUAAGCUAACAUUAGCCUCCGGUUUUCGUUUAACUGAAGGGCUCUCCGAGCUAAACGAAGCCAUGGGGAACCGGGGCAUGGAAGAACUGAUUCCCCUGAUCAACAAGCUUCAAGAUGCUUUCAGCUCAAUUGGGCAGAGUUGCAAUUUAGAUCUUCCACAAAUUGCCGUAGUCGGAGGACAGAGCGCUGGAAAAAGCUCUGUAUUGGAAAACUUUGUUGGCAGGGACUUUCUUCCUCGGGGAUCAGGUAUUGUUACCCGCAGACCUCUCAUUUUGCAGCUGGUGAAUAAUAUAGCAGAAUAUGCUGAAUUCCUGCACUGCAAAGGAAAGAAGUUUGUGGAUUUUGAUGAAGUCCGGGCGGAAAUCGAGGCAGAAACCGACAGAAUCACUGGAUCCAAUAAAGGCAUUUCUCCUAUUCCCAUCAACUUGAGGGUCUAUUCCCCAAAUGUAUUGAACCUGACCCUGAUCGACCUCCCAGGCAUGACUAAGGUUGCUGUAGGAGAUCAGCCGCCGGACAUCGAGCAUCAAAUCAGAGACAUGCUGCUGCAGUUCAUCACCAAGGAGAGCUGUUUGAUCCUAGCAGUCACUCCUGCCAAUACUGAUCUGGCUAACUCAGAUGCUUUGAAGAUUGCCAAGGAGGUUGACCCACAAGGUCUGCGUACCAUUGGUGUCAUAACAAAACUGGACCUGAUGGACGAAGGCACAGAUGCAAAAGAUAUCCUUGAAAAUAAACUGCUGCCACUGCGAAGAGGUUACAUCGGUGUGGUGAACAGGAGCCAAAAGGAUAUCGAUGGAAAGAAGGACAUCCGUGCUGCUCUGGCUGCAGAGAGGAAGUUCUUCCUUUCACACCCUGCCUACAGACACAUGGCAGACCGAAUGGGCACAUCACACCUACAAAGGACACUUAACCAGCAACUGACCAAUCACAUCAGGGAUACCCUUCCUGGUCUGCGCAGCAAGCUGCAGAGUCAGCUUCUCUCCCUGGAAAAGGAGGUGGAAGAGUAUAAAAAUUUCCGUCCAGAUGAUCCAACUCGUAAGACAAAAGCAUUGUUGCAGAUGGUGCAGCAGUUUGGUGUGGACUUUGAAAAAUGUAUCGAAGGCUCUGGGGACCAGGUGGACACCAAUGAGCUGUCAGGAGGUGCCAGGAUAAAUCGAAUCUUUCACGAACGCUUCCCCUUCGAGCUAGUCAAGAUUGUGUUUGAUGAGAAGGAGCUGAGGAGGGAAAUCAGUCAUGCAAUCAAAAAUGUCCAUGGUGUCAGAACGGGGCUGUUCACUCCAGACCUGGCGUUUGAGGUCAUCGUGAAAAAGCAGAUAGUUAAGCUGAAAACACCCUGUCUCAAAUGCAUCGAUCUGGUCAUUCAGGAGCUCAUCAACACGGUCAGGCAGUGCACCAACAAGCUAAAUUCCUACCCCAGACUGAGAGAGGAGACGGAGAGGAUCGUCACCACCCAUAUCAGGGAGAGAGAAGGGAAGACCAAGGAUCAGAUUCUGCUGCUGAUUGACAUCGAGUUGUCCUACAUCAACACCAACCACGAAGACUUCAUAGGCUUCGCCAAUCUAGACUACAGAAGGCUGGAUGAUGGUAGCUCCCCAGGGUACGCCAACAACAGCGCUCAGCAGAGAAACAUUGCUUCAAACAAGAAGAGGGCCAUGCCCAACCAGCUCGGCCUGCUGGGAGAGGUCCAGGAGGAAGAGGUGAUCAGGAAAGGCUGGCUAACUCUUCACCUCAGCAUCAUGAAAGGAGGCUCUAAGGAAUACUGGUUUGUCCUGACAGCUGAGUCCCUCUCCUGGUACAAAGAUGAGGAGGAAAAAGAGAAGAAGUACAUGUUGCCUCUGGACAACCUGAAGCUCAGAGAUGUUGAGAAAGGCUUUAUGUCCACAAAACACAUCUUUGCAAUCUUCAACAUUGAACAGAGAAAUGUCUACAAGGAUUUUCGUCAAAUAGAACUGGCCUGCGACUCUCAAGAGGACGUGGACAGCUGGAAAGCCUCCUUCCUGAGGGCAGGGGUUUAUCCUGAGAAGGACCAGGUGGAGACUGAAGAGGCCGCCCCUGCAGAAACCUUCUCCAUGGACCCUCAGCUGGAGCGGCAGGUGGAAACCAUUCGCAACCUGGUGGAUUCAUACAUUGGCAUCGUCAACAAAUCCAUCAGAGACCUGAUGCCCAAAACCAUCAUGCACAUCAUGAUCAACAAUGCUAAAGAUUUCAUCCACUCUGAGCUGCUGGCUUAUCUUUAUUCAUCUGGGGACCAGAACAGCCUGAUGGAGGAGUCGGCUGACCAGGCCCAGCGCAGAGAGGAGAUGCUGCGUAUGUAUCAUGCCCUCAAGGAGGCGCUGCACCUCAUUGGUGACAUCACUGCUAGCACAGUCUCCACCCCGUUACCGCCGCCUGUAAAUGAUUCAUGGAUCCCAGAAAGCAGCCCGACUCCUCAGCACAGACCUCCUCCUGCAGCGACUCAGCCUCCCAAUCGUCCUCCUGUUGCUCGUGGACCAACACCAGGACCACCCGUGAACCCCACCCAAGCUUUUGGAGCUCCACUUAAUCCCUCUCCAGCUUUUGGGGCACCCCCUAUCCCCUCCCGGCCCGUCCCACCUGGCGGUGCCUUUAACAGCCACCAGGAUCCAUUCAGUGCACCGCCACAGAUCCCCUCCCGCCCGGCCCGUGUCCCACCCGGUGUGCCCAGCCGAAGACCUCCUGGUGCUCCGUCUCACCGGCCCACCAUUAUACGUCCUGCAGAACCUUCCCUGCUAGACUAGAGCUGUGGCCAGGCCCACCUAAGCGUGUGUGUGUGUGUGUGUUGGGGUGGGGGGUGUUGUGUGCGUGUGGAUGUGUGUGUCUGCGCACUACUGGCUGGGGGAGGGGCUGACUUAGACCCAGCUUUGAUGGUUUGUUCAAGCAAAUGUUAUAAAGCUGCUAAUUCUACUGGUAAACGGGGAGGAGAGGGAGAAAGGCCCAAACCACUGGAAUAAAAGUGAAGAUGACUCCUAACAGGAGGAGAUCAUGAAUAAACAUCAGUUUAAGGUCUAAAAAAAUUCAUUUAAUCACUUUUUGUUUCCACUUCCUGAACUGGUUCCCAGCAUAGUGUCACUUAGUUGGUCCUGGUGAUUCUCCUUUUCUUCUCCUCCCUCCUUUGUAGAUGAACUCACAUGCUCUGUAACACACACACACACACACGCACGCACACACACCUAAACUGUCAUUGAUUGUUUUGUUACUGGGUUUCUGUAUCUCAACUGGUUUCAUACUGGAAAACAACUCUGGCUACUUUAGCUAGUGCUGACGCGUCACACACACACACACACAUUGAUACAUUCGAUGUUUUAUUUUGUUAGCUUUACAUGAAACUUUUUGAGACGCAGCAGAAAAACGUUCAGGAGGAGGGCAGCGAGUUAUGACAACCCCCCCGCGUGAAUAGGAGAUGAGGAUGAGUCUGACCGUUGCAGUUUAAGCACUUGUUACCAUGUAGCCUUUCAGGACGUUGUAACAGGGUCAGUAGGACACUGUGGGACAGGCUGGUGUUUAAUCCCGCUGUCCCAUGGAGUUAGACGGCCUCAGAUGAAGUCCUGAUCCAGCUUAUUUAAAUGAACCGGAGCAUGCAGGACCGUUUUCUCUCAAAGAGAAUGAGACUUGGUGAUUUAUCAGGGUGUGGAGGGGGGCAGGUGUUGGUUUUAGAGUAUGCAAAUGGAUUUGAGGAUAGAGAUGUGUCUUCUCUUUUGAAAACAUUUAUUAAUGAUAUAGUUAUUUGUUCUGCGUCCAUGUGUUAAAGCAUCGUUGUACAUAGCUGGUCUGUUUUGGAGCAUUGCUUCAUCUUUUCAUAUUAGCCAUAAUCAGAACAGGUGCUGUAAUAAUGCAACUAUAGCCUUCAAAUCACAGGAAGAACUCAUUCUAUCAUUUAUUGAUUUUAACAGAUUUCUUUCACUUCCUCUUUCAUUAUUUAUAACCAGGGCAUUUGUCUUCUCUGUGUUUGUGAUUGCAGUCGUAACUCGGUACAGGUUCCUUCUUACUGGGCUGAUGGGUCUUUGCAACAACAGCUGUGAUUAUUCACUGAUGGAAUAUUGUUUGCCUUUUUAAAAUUUGACUUUGAUUUUCUUAAAGAUCUUGUUCUUGUCUGGGGGGGGGGCUGUUUGGUUUAAUUUGUGGUGAUGGUUAUGUACAAAUGCACAUCCUGUCAUGAGAAGCUGCUUCUCUAAAGAGGAAAAAGAAAAUUAGACGACCUGAACAGAAGAACUAAAUUCCAAACUCAACCGUCUGAAUCUUAAGACAGAAUGUGCUUCGUGUUUAUUUUUCUUGGCCCUGCUUCCAGUGACACAGCGAUAGUCUCAUCUGCAGAACAACCUUGAGCGAUUGCCUUGAUGGUCUUUUUCAUAAAACAAAGUCAUGUAAAACUACAUUUGGUCAGUGAUCUGAUAAAACCAGAGAGACUCUUGUGUGCCUGUCACUGCAGGCUGGGCCUCGAGGAGCCAUGUAGACAUGCAGAUGUGGGAAUUACACGGUGUCCCUCCUCUUCCCCCCCCCCCCCCCCCCCUUAUCAAAAUGGACAGAGGCUGGAGACAACGUGCAAACAUCUUUCUGUUUGUUUUGCAAACCCUUGUGAAGUGCCGCUGUAGCCGUUCAUUGAUUUUAAAGGAACGCCAUGACCUGAUUUAAAAAAGAAAAUGAAAUAAAGAAGUGUGUACAAUAAAGGGACUGGCUCUGGUG